Messenger RNA from Castor canadensis (American beaver), 1860 nucleotides. The record is from RefSeq and is a predicted model, not a curated record. Lineage: Eukaryota; Metazoa; Chordata; Mammalia; Rodentia; Castoridae.
AAACUCCUGAUCCCCACUUCAGACCUAUCAGACAAGGCUUUUUUUUUAAAUGCUGAGACCCAGGGACUCCCAAUGUAGGUCACCCCCAGACCACUCUGGAGAAAUGUGCUCUAGAUUCUGUUUCUUUUGUUUUGUUUCCCUGUAAGUAGGAUUGGAAAACAGGUUUAAGAAGGAAGUUCCUUGCUGCAUGUGUUGGAAGGAGAUUUAUGCUGUAUUCUGGGUUCAGAGGCUGCCAAAUUGGCAGUGUGCCACUCCAGACAGCUAGGAGACAGACUUUCUCUCUUUUUCCAGGAUGCCCAGAAUUGGCUCUUCACUUUAGAAAAGGGUUUAACUUAGUCUUUGCAAGUUAGUUACAGUGUCCUGGAAAGUUUGUUACCUUAGGAGUUUAGAUAUGUGAAGUCUUAGGACACAAGACUGAAAUUCUCCAUUUGUCUUGGAAUUUGUUUAGCCCUGGCAUUUGGGCUCAGUAGCCCGGGUUCAGCUGAAUCAGGGUUCCAGUUUUGCAGCAGCCAAAGCUGGACUUAACCCUAAGGUUUGUUUGGUUUUUUGCAAUGUAGCCCAAGUUGGCCUUGAACAUUGGAUCCUCCUGCCUCAGCCUCCUGCGAUUACAGAUCUGUACCACCAUGCCUGACUUACAGCAGGAGCCCAUCAAAAUUGUGGACCCUUUCUCUUCAUGAGUGUGGUCAAGGAGGAAGGAAGCUAGACACAGUUUGUGGACUUUGCCUCCUGAGAUAACAGCCUUAGUGUGCAGAUGGCUUCUUUCACUUAGCAGAUACCAAGCUUUACAUUGGUCACAUUGUUCUGUUAGGUCCCUUGUGCAGAGGAUAAAGCUAAGGCCACAUAUUUAGUUCCCAGGUACUACACUUAUUCAGAAAUUCUGGUUUUGAUUUGCUAGUGCAAGUGGCUUUGCUGUUGUUUUGGCCUGGUCAGCAGUCAGCCAGGCUCUCUGUCCUUGGGUUAUUGGCUCAUGGCUGCAGUUCCUUGGGAGAAGACCAGAGCUCUUGCAUGUUGCAAUCUUUCCUUUGGGGCAUUGUAUAAGUGGAGGUUCCCUGCCACUCUGUUUGCCAAACCUGAGUAUGAACUGGAUAGCAUUAAGCCUCAGACUAUGGCAUGAAACUGCCAAUCCUGCGCUCAAACCCUGAGGAUCAGAUCCUGUAUCAAACAGAGCGGUACAACGAGGAGACCUUUGGCUACGAAGUACCCAUCAAGGAGGAAGGGGACUAUGUUCUGGUGUUGAAAUUUGCUGAGGUCUACUUUGCACAGUCCCAGCAGAAGGUAUUUGAUGUACGAUUAAAUGGCCAUGUCGUCGUGAAGGACUUGGAUAUCUUUGAUCGUGUUGGGCACAGCACAGCUCAUGAUGAAAUCAUCCCUAUGAGCAUCAGAAAGGGGAAGCUGAGUGUCCAGGGGGAGGUAUCCACUUUCACAGGGAAACUCUACAUUGAGUUUGUCAAGGGGUACUAUGACAAUCCCAAAGUCUGUGCACUCUACAUCAUGGCUGGGACAGUGGAUGAUGUACCAAAGCUGCAACCUCAUCCAGGAUUGGAGAAGAAAGAAGAAGAGGAAGAAGAAGAAGAAUAUGAUGAAGGGUCUAAUCUCAAAAGACAGGCCAAUAAGAACCGGGUGCAGUCAGGUCCUCGAACACCUAACCCCUAUGCCUCGGACAACAGCAGCCUCAUGUUUCCCAUCCUGGUGGCCUUCGGAGUCUUCAUUCCAACCCUCUUCUGCCUCUGCCGGUUGUGAGAACAAAUGGCCAUCCUGAGAGGGUGGAGGGCAGUGGGAAAGAAACCAAACAUUGGUUUGGUGUCUGUAUUUUUCAUAAUGAUUAACAACAACAACAAAUGCCUCCCCCCGCCAAAAAAA